GGGCACCUAUGGGGUCCUGAUUGAUCACGUCUCGGAAAAUGACAGUGGAAGCUGAAACGUAAAACCAAAUUCUGCGUUUCGCUUCAAAUUAAUGUUAACACAAUGCGUAGCGCGUAUUUUAAGCCUCAAAAUGGCUCAAACUACUCAUACACGAAGUUAAAGGCUUCAGGUCCCAGUAAAGCGGACCUGGACGUGUCCCAGAAGAACCCUCAGACCACACACUACAUCGAGCUGGGAGGUUACCAGUACUGGCCGGUUCUGGUGCCUCGAGGGAUCCGGCUGUACACGUAUGAACAGAUCCCGGUUUUCAUCCGGGACAAUCCGUACAUCACAGACGGGUACCGGGCCUACCUGCCGUCCAGACUCUGCAUCAAAAGCCUCUUCAUCCUGUCCAACGAGACGGUGAACAUCUGGAGCCAUCUGUUGGGCUUCCUGCUCUUCUUCUGUCUCGGGGUGUACAACAUGGCGUCGGUGCUGCCGGCCGUCGGCGCCUCCAGAGAGGAUUACGUCAUCUACUCCAUUGGACUCUUCUGCCUCCAGUACUGGCGUCAGGUGUACCUGGUGAUGGUCCUGGCCAUGAUCCUGACCGUGUUCUUCGCUCAGAUCCACCCUCUGUACCUCAGCAAGCAGUGGAAGCGGCUCCGCUCGCUCAUCUUCUGCUCCGUGGCCGGCUACGGCCUGGUGCCCACCGUCCACUGGGUCUGGAUCACGGGGGGCUUCUCCUCCGAGCUCGUCCAGGCCUUCGUCCCUCGGAUCCUGGGGAUGUAUUUCAUCGCAGCUUUAGCUCUUAUUUUUUAUGUGUCCAAAGUUCCUGAACGGUACUUCCCAGGUCAGCUGAACUACCUGGGCUCCAGCCACCAGGUCUGGCACGUCCUGCUGGUUCUGAUGUUCUACUGGUGGCACCAGUCGUCCUGCUUCAUCAUGGCGUACCGACACAGUCAGCCGUGUCCCGACGCCCCCAAAUACUCGUAAACCAGGUGGAGCAGAUCUUCAGAGUCCGGGUCAGAACUCCUCCUAAAAGGGAAACUGAGGAUUGUUCCAACACACGGCCUCUUCUCUCUUCUCAAACGUCUUUAUCUGUGUGUAAAGUUUGGACUCUGUGGACCUGAUCACAGGUGCGACUCGACGACCUGAAUGUACUCUGGUUUCACACUGGAACAGUUUUAACAAACACGACAGUUAAAGGGACAAAUAUCUCAUUUCUGAGGGUUCAGUGUUAACUACCGUAUAUUUCGGACUAUAAGCCGCACCCCCAACAUAAAAAAACAGUACACACAAAAUUGUCGUCAAAAAA
Molecule: messenger RNA, 1294 nt
Organism: Austrofundulus limnaeus
Lineage: Eukaryota; Metazoa; Chordata; Actinopteri; Cyprinodontiformes; Rivulidae
Gene: paqr3a
Product: progestin and adipoQ receptor family member IIIa
Cellular component (GO): membrane
Molecular function (GO): signaling receptor activity
Source: RefSeq, a predicted model, not a curated record